This is a messenger RNA of Colletotrichum godetiae, 1383 nucleotides long. RefSeq names its product translation elongation factor EF-1 alpha. Gene Ontology annotation, molecular function: translation elongation factor activity; GTP binding; GTPase activity. Gene Ontology annotation, biological process: translation; translational elongation. The record is from RefSeq and is a predicted model, not a curated record. Bases 1 to 1383 code for a protein of 460 amino acids. The transcript is spliced from 5 exons. NCBI's taxonomy places the organism in Eukaryota, Fungi, Ascomycota, Sordariomycetes, Glomerellales, Glomerellaceae.
AUGGGUAAGGAAGAGAAGAACCACAUCAACGUCGUCGUUAUCGGCCACGUCGAUUCCGGCAAGUCGACCACCACUGGUCACUUGAUCUACCAGUGCGGUGGUAUCGACAAGCGUACCAUCGAGAAGUUCGAGAAGGAGGCUGCUGAGCUGGGCAAGGGCUCCUUCAAGUAUGCGUGGGUUCUUGACAAGCUCAAGGCCGAGCGUGAGCGUGGUAUCACCAUCGACAUUGCUCUCUGGAAGUUCGAGACUCCCAAGUACUAUGUCACCGUCAUUGACGCCCCCGGUCACCGUGAUUUCAUCAAGAACAUGAUUACCGGUACCUCCCAGGCCGACUGCGCUGUUCUUAUCAUCGCUGCCGGUGUUGGUGAGUUCGAGGCUGGUAUCUCCAAGGAUGGCCAGACCCGUGAGCACGCUCUGCUCGCCUACACUCUCGGUGUCAAGCAGCUCAUCGUCGCCAUCAACAAGAUGGACACCACCAAGUGGUCCGAGGCCCGUUACGAGGAGAUCAUCAAGGAGACCUCCGGUUUCAUCAAGAAGGUCGGCUACAACCCCAAGACCGUUGCCUUCGUCCCCAUCUCCGGCUUCCACGGCGACAACAUGCUUGCCCCCACCACCAACGCUCCUUGGUACAAGGGUUGGGAGAAGGAGACCAAGGCUGGCAAGUCCACCGGCAAGACCCUUCUCGAGGCCAUUGACGCCAUCGAUACCCCCAAGCGUCCCACCGACAAGCCCCUCCGUCUUCCCCUCCAGGAUGUCUACAAGAUCGGUGGUAUUGGAACAGUGCCCGUCGGCCGUAUCGAGACUGGUGUCCUCAAGCCCGGCAUGGUCGUCACCUUCGCCCCUGCCAACGUCACCACUGAAGUCAAGUCCGUCGAGAUGCACCACGAGCAGCUUACUGAGGGUCUCCCUGGUGACAACGUUGGCUUCAACGUGAAGAACGUCUCCGUCAAGGAUAUCCGCCGUGGCAACGUCGCCGGUGACUCCAAGAACGACCCCCCCUUGGGCGCCGCUUCCUUCAACGCCCAGGUCAUCGUCCUUAACCACCCCGGUCAGGUCGGUGCUGGAUACGCCCCGGUUCUCGACUGCCACACUGCCCACAUUGCCUGCAAGUUCUCCGAGAUCCUCGAGAAGAUUGACAGACGUACCGGAAAGUCCGUUGAGAACAACCCCAAGUUCAUCAAGUCUGGUGACGCCGCCAUCGUCAAGAUGGUUCCCUCCAAGCCCAUGUGCGUUGAGGCCUUCACCGACUACCCCCCUCUGGGACGUUUCGCCGUCCGUGACAUGCGCCAGACCGUCGCCGUCGGUGUCAUCAAGUCCGUCGAGAAGUCCGCUGGUAACGCUGGCAAGGUCACCAAGUCCGCUGCCAAGGCCGGCAAGAAAUAA